CCUGCAAUCAAUGUAAUGAUUGCGAUCUGCUAAGGUUUCACUCCCAAUUUCAACCAGGUUACUCUCCAUUUUCUUCUCAGAACCCUCACUUUGUAAUGGUCAGCUCCUUCACACUGAUUCCCUUGUGAAGAUGAGUACACAACACACCUUGCGAUUCUACAAGGAAGCAGCAAAAAUCCUCAGGACAUACAAACAAUUUGGUGUGAGCAUCAAGUCCCAAAUAUACAACCUCAAGCACUUUAGUAAAAAAGCGUUGUAUGCUCUCAUCAUCGAGACACACAAACAUGAAGCUAUCAUUGACAAUUUGCUCAAAUCCUGUCCCAUCGAAUUCGAGCCAACAAAAAAGAAGUACUUGAAAAAAAAGAAUGAUUCGCUGCUAAGAAUCAUGGUUACUGAGCUACUGUGGGGGAAAAAGGAGCUUUUGCCUGAAUCCAAACUUGUGUCAAUCCUCCUGUUGAACCAAGAAAAGUUAUUAAACGAAUUGUCAAAACAGGAGAACCAAAAUCUAUUAGGCAGCAUCAAAAAAAAUUUCUCUCUCAAAGUUACCAUUCCACGGUAUGUGAGGGUUAAUACUCUGCACUGGUCUGUGGAAGAAGCAAUAGAAUAUUUCAACUUUAAUGGCUGUGAGCUGUUAUCAACGGGUGACAAUUAUGAAUCAUUUCUGACCACUGUGAAACAUCUAUCGGACAGUCAGUACGUUCAGGAUAUGCAUUUAAAAGAAGUUUUUAUUUUCCCUCCUCAAACGGAAUUCUUCAGUGAUGUAAAAUAUUUAGAAGGAUCUCUCAUUCUUCAAGACAAAGCAAGCUGUUUGGCAGGACACAUUUUGAAUCCUGAACCAGGAAGCACUGUACUUGACAUGUGUGCAGCUCCGGGAAUGAAAACUUCCCACUUGUCUGCUAUAAUGAGAAACGAAGGGUGUAUUUAUGCUGUUGAUCGUGAUAAAAAACGAUUUGAGACUUUGAAUAAAAUUGUCAAUUGGCAUGGAGCAACCUGUGUCCAAACAAUCAACGCAGAUGUUCUAACGAUCUCAACAGAGCAGUGUGAAAAUGUGCGUUACAUUCUGUGUGACCCUUCCUGCUCCGGUGGAGGUAUGAUGGGUCGAAAAGAGGGUGCUAAUGAUCAUAAAGACGAAUUUCGGUUAAGAAAAUUGGCAAAUUUUCAAACUCAGUUACUUCUCCAUGCCCUUAGAGACUUUCCAUCAGCUGAGAAAGUAGUGUACUCAACUUGCUCAAUGGAAAUUCAAGAAAAUGAGGAGGUCAUCCGCGAAGUGCUUAGCAAGGUCAAAGAUUUUAAACUGGUUGAUUUGAGAGCCAAAAUUCCGGACUGGAAAAAUUUUGGAUCCAGUGAUUACAAAUGUGGCAAAAAGUGCAUUUAUUGUCGAGCAGAUGAAGACCUGUGUAAUGGGUUCUUCGUUGCACUGUUUAAACGGAAAUCUAAAAAAAAUAAACAGAUAACGAUGGAAAAUAAGGACAAUGAAGGUGACAUAUUAAAUGAACUUGAAGAAAAUUCAAUAAAUGAUAGUUGUAAUUUUAAGAAGAAAAAAAAUAAAAAGAAGAAGUUCUAACGAAUUCAAUUUUUUACUGUCAAGUGAUUCAAUACAUAUCAUUUUUUUUCAGAACAAAGAAAUUUUAUAUGUACACAUGCUUCAGCCAUUGUUGUUCUUAAAAUCUAUCUGUGUAUGAAAUGAUUGUUGAGUUCCUCAUUUUUAUCAAAUGAAAUAAAAUUUGAUUAUUUCUCUUCUUUUGGUAAUAUGA
This is a messenger RNA of Bemisia tabaci, 1754 nucleotides long. RefSeq names its product Nop2/Sun-like domain containing protein 5 (gene Nsun5). The record is from RefSeq and is a predicted model, not a curated record. Gene Ontology annotation, biological process: rRNA base methylation. Gene Ontology annotation, molecular function: RNA methyltransferase activity. Lineage: Eukaryota; Metazoa; Arthropoda; Insecta; Hemiptera; Aleyrodidae. Gene Ontology annotation, cellular component: nucleolus.